Diachasma alloeum is the source of this 3743-nucleotide messenger RNA. RefSeq names its product N-alpha-acetyltransferase 35, NatC auxiliary subunit (gene Naa35). Gene Ontology annotation, biological process: N-terminal peptidyl-methionine acetylation. Gene Ontology annotation, cellular component: NatC complex. The coding region runs from base 1065 to 3257 and encodes 730 amino acids. Lineage: Eukaryota; Metazoa; Arthropoda; Insecta; Hymenoptera; Braconidae. The record is from RefSeq and is a predicted model, not a curated record. The transcript is spliced from 7 exons.
UUUAUCUCUUUUAACAAAUGUAUUUCUAUUCUGCAAGCACCAUUCUUGAAAUUGUUAAUUCAUUUGAUUUACAAAUUUACCUAAUUAAUUGAAGGAGGGAAAAUAUUAACAUUAGGAAUAAUUGCUUCAAUUUCUAUUUAAUAAAUGGGAAUAGAUGUUAAAAUUUAUUCAAUAAUUAAUAAAUGUCCCUAAGGAAUAUAUCUGCAUUUUCUUGUACUUCUCUCUAAUGUUUUUACCUCUUUUAACAAAUGUAUUUCUAGUCUGCAUGCGACAUUCUUGAAAUUGCUCAUUCAUUUGAUUUACAUUUCGAUAUUUUAAUUUAACAUGUAGCAUAGAACCCCCCAAAAUAAACCAAAAUCUAUUUCUGUAAAAUUUCAAACUGUCUCACCUUGGAUAACACUUGGAGAUUGGACAUCAUAGUCGUGACAUUGUCACUCCCAGUCACCAAGACGAGUAUUUCCUGGUCUGGGCUCAAUUUAAUGCAUUUAAUUCCCUCUUCGAUAUUCGCGACGACUUCCUGAUCGAAUGGCCACUCUGGGGUGACUUUGACGAAUUCCCCUGACGAGUAGGCACAGUACAAGACUCCAUUGUCACUCCAGUACUCCACUCCAACCGGUCUGGAGUCGCACUGGACAUCAAUGUUUUUUUCAAUCGCAAUUUCAAUUUUUUGUUUGCAACUGAUGACAAAGAGGUGAUUCCCCUCGAGUACGAAGAUAGUGUCACUGUCAGGGUCAUUGUUGCAGAUGAAUUGUUUAUCGAGAGCCUCCAGGAGUUCUGGACAUCCAGCCUCUGCCUCCCUCAAGCCUCUGAUGCUGUGAUACAGAACAACUAGAUUCCUCAUUUUACAGUCUCUUGGAUGAAAAAAAAGGAAAAGGGGAAUCAGGAAAACGAGGAAGAAUUCUUCAUUAGUUUUUCAACGAAAAUUGAAAGUGACAGGAAUAGCAAAAUCGACGGUAGAGACACGAAUUUUUGUCGACUAUCUGUCAGAGGGGAGCUGCAACCACUUUCACAUAUGUUCAACACCAGUGUCUUUAUAGCCCCUUUUGAUCAGUCUAGUCCAAACAAUGGCGGCCUCGGUGGACGAGCAAAUUUCAGUUGAUAUGAGCGAUGAUAAAGAACCCCAGUUCGAACAAGCCACUUUCAACUGGUUGGAUAUCACUCAUGAAUUCUUUGAUGCCAUAACAGAUCUUGAGCUUGGUGAACUACUCCACGAUGAAUUAUUCGGUCUCUUCGAGGCAAUGUCUGCAAUUGAGAUGAUGGAUCCAAAAAUGGACGCUGGAAUGCUGUGCAAUCGUGGGAGUAAUAAACCCUACACGUUUGAUCAAGCUGUCGAGUCUGGCUCCAUUCGUCUCGAUAAUCUGACCCCAUCAGAAGUCAUUGGUAUCAUUGACUCCACUUAUGCCUGCAUUGUAUCGUGGCUAGAGGGUCACAGUCUGGCCCAAACUGUCUUCACUAACCUCUAUUUACAUCAGCCUGGACAAAUUGUUGAUAAACCACUGAAGACAUUUUGUUACGCAGUUUAUAAAAUUAUUGAAGUUAUCAAAGAUGCUAUUAAUAGAGCUAUGGUAUUCGAGGAGGAGGAUUUUCAGAGUGUUACCUAUGGCUACAGACUCCAGCAGGAUAUCACUGAGCAGAAAACAGUUUCGAUGCUCAAGGAGGUGGAGGAGGACCUGCAUAGGAAGAGUAGAAUUAAACCUGUUAAUGAAGAAACUGAGAGAGAGUAUAAUGAUGGUCUCGCUUUGUAUGCCCGAAUAAGAUUCACGAAGAUGUUCUACCAGACAGUCUCCUUGAUGGGAAAGAAGGAGAAUCCCUCGCAGAACCUCAUAGAGUGCCAGCGUCUCCUCUCUAACUGCUCGGACAUGAUCCAAGUGAUGUUGAAGACGGUGAACAGAGGUGAAAAAUUCGACGAGACAGCCAACCACCCCACGAUGAUGGGUUUCGACCCAAUGGUCAAUCAGAGGCUGCUUCCCCCAACAUUUCCCCGCUACACGAAGAUAAAGCCACGAGUCGAGGCACUGGAGUACAUAGACGAAUUAUUAAACAGAUUAAAGACAGUGACAAAGAUAACGAGUUGCACUGGCUUCCACAGUGCCCUAGAUUUCUUCCUAGAAUUCUCGAGAACGAGCCCCUGCAUUCUAUCAAGAUCAAUGCUGCAGAUUGUUUAUUUACCCGGUGGCAAUAGAGUCUUCGGGGUCAAUACGUUUACAGAUUUCUUGAAAGAUGCUGCGAGAAAUUUCUCAGCACCGCCGGCUCUAUUAUCCAGAAGUACUCUCCUCCAGAAUCAUCAAGCCAGAGAGUGUGUCGAGUUAUUUUUCUACCACUGUACAUCAUUAUUCGGCAGUUUAUUGCAACUGAGUGGGCACAAUAGGGCGAGACAGAGGGACAAGUUGGCACAUUUGCUCGAGGAUUUUGCAACACUUCAUGACGAGGCAGAACGCGUUGACCGACAUUUGAAUACUUUAUCACUGAAGAAUGACUCGUCACGGUCUCAUUUAGCGUGUUUCGGUACAUGGAUUUUUUAUCAUACACUCAGAGUUAUGGUGAUGUAUCUGCUGAGUGGAUUUGAGUUGGAAUUGUACUCGGUCCAUGAGUAUCAUUACAUUUACUGGUACCUCUAUCAGUUUCUGUAUGGAUGGCUGGUCUCCGCACUGACUCGUGCUGAUUCCUUCCUCAUGGAGCAGGACAUUCACAGUGAGAUGCAUAAAGGAAGAGGUGGGAAGAAGAGUGCCAAGAGCAAAAAGAAAAAAAUGGCACCGAGGCCCUACAGUUUGGAGAUACUCAUGUAUCAGGUGCUGCAAAAUCUCUGUGGGGGGUAUUUCAAGGCCCUCGUUGGAUUCAGAAUGGAUGGGAAGAUUCAUUUUCCAGAGACGCAGUUUGACUCUGAGAGGGUCAGGUAUGAGCACAGAUUGUUGCCUUUCUCUUCGUUACUCAUCCCUCCUGCUGCUGACUAUCAGAAAUUCCUCGAGCUCACGGACUCUCAUGUCGAUAGGAAAAACGAAGCUGUUACGAGUGAAAUGCAGUAUUCCUCUGCAUGCAGACACUUUCAUCGCGCUAAGAACAUGUUAGACUGUGCACAAACUCUAUGCCAAGACAGGAAUGCCACAACCGCUAAUGAGAUUGUCGAUCUUCUAAAAGUAACAAAAACAAAUUUCAUCGUCGUAAAACUCCUGGCCGACGGCCACAAGAGGGACUCCAAAGAACCUCCAGUCUUCGAUUUUUCAUGUCAUCAACAUUUUCCACUAAUUAAACUCGUAUGAAAUUAGGUCAAAUGAACCACUGACUCCCAAUUCAUUUAAAUUUCAGUAGUUACGGUAUAUUACAUUGAAAGCAAAUCUAGUAAUUUAUUUUUUAUGAAUUGUGAAUGAAACGAUUGCGAGGGAGAGAGAGAGAUAGAGAGAGAUUGACUCACUAGAAUUUCAGUCCACUAAUACAUUUGUUCUCCAUAAGAAACCCAAUUCCUCGAUUUCAUAAUUUUUUAAAAACCUAGGAAAUCGUGUUGAGCGCGAACCAAAAGAUGCAGUUUUAAAUCGAAAGGAGAAAAUUAAACUCUAAUGUGAAAUAGAAAUAUAGAGCCAUAUAAAUAAUGUAAAUCAAUACUACAGAUCAAACUAUAAAAAACAUUCAAAAAAUUUGUUCAACUUUUUCGUGUGAAGGAGGAAAAAAAUCGAAACUGUGAACGAGCAACUCUGCUUAUAAAAAAAUGGAAAAAAAAAUAAGAAGACUGUUGUCAAUUUUCUUUGAAU